Molecule: messenger RNA, 1248 nt
Organism: Olea europaea var. sylvestris
Lineage: Eukaryota; Viridiplantae; Streptophyta; Magnoliopsida; Lamiales; Oleaceae
Exons: 2
Coding region: 155-715 (186 amino acids)
Source: RefSeq, a predicted model, not a curated record
UCAUAUUCCAAAAGAUGCAAGUAUGCGGGCCCACAUUGCGCAACAAAGCAACCUCAAGUACAUGAAGACUGUGAUGGACCAUUUCAAAGAGCGACAAUGAGAGUACUUCUGCAACUCCUCCUUAGGAUAUCUAGUCGAGGUUCUGGACAUUCAAAUGUCUGCCCAACUCAUCCAGCAGCUAGUGUUCAGAACUAUCUGCAUUGAUAAGGUCUACAAGCUUUGGUUCAACGUGGAAGGGCACUUCAUGAGAUUCGAUCUACAGGAGUACGCGCUUGUGAUGGGGUUAAGAUACGGUGUAUUCCUGGAGGGUGGUGAAUUCGAUCGAUUGCUAGAGAGGAGGAGGUUGAAAAAGGGGUACUUCAAAUCCAAUGACAAGAUUUUGUUGGCUCAACACCAGUCUGCUUUGGCCCGACCUUCAACGCCCCAAGCUGAUCUCUACAAGUUAGGAUUGGUUCUAAUUGUCGAAAGAGUUUUCAAUGCUCUAGAUAAUAAUGUCGGUAUCCAUUUGCCCACAUUAUCAAUAAUCGAUGACAUGGACUUAUUUUUUGCCUACCCUUGGGGUAGGGUCGGAUAUAGGCGUUUGUUACAUGGAUUUCGGGGUAUUUGGGCAAAAAAAUUCCAAAAGGUGAAGCGAAAGAAGGAGAAGGAAAUUACUUACACGGUAUGGGCAUAUAAGGUGCUUCCAAAGGUUGGGGAAUGUUUUCUUAGUGAGUAGGUGAACGAUUGCCACAACUUCUUCGCUGGUCGGCACGAAAACAGUCACAGCAUCGUAUGUGUGAUGCAUUCUUCAAGAAUGUCAAGGUAUACAUAAAAUAGGAUUGUAAGUUCGUUACAAUCUUGUGUGUUCUAAUGUGAGUACUAUAACCUUUUUUUGCAGUUCCACGUGUACGUAACACUGCGUCUCACCGAUGCUGAGGCUCAACAACCCUAUUUUUCCACUCUUGUACCUUACGAUGAUCCCUCAAUGCUGGUGCUGGAUGACAUUGUAGGGACUAUUGUAGCGUCGUAGUUUAAUGCAUCAGGCGUCGGUAGUGGACACGGUGGACAGUCGGUAAGGGAGGAUUCUGAUGAUGAGGGGUCCAAAGAAGGAAGCGGUGUGAAGCAGACGUCCGGAGGUGAUGACGAAGAUGGGCGGUCGGGCAGCGAUCGUGACGGUGAGGAUACUAAGGAUACUGGUGUGUCCCACAGUGAUCGAUCCAGCGCUGGUGAGGACACUCGUGGAGGAGACAGGGGUGCUUUUUCCUCACC